Messenger RNA from Anoplopoma fimbria (sablefish), 1502 nucleotides. It is a transcript of the gene drg1, whose product is annotated as developmentally regulated GTP binding protein 1. Gene Ontology annotation, biological process: cytoplasmic translation. Gene Ontology annotation, molecular function: GTPase activity; GTP binding. Gene Ontology annotation, cellular component: cytoplasm. The transcript is spliced from 9 exons. NCBI's taxonomy places the organism in Eukaryota, Metazoa, Chordata, Actinopteri, Perciformes, Anoplopomatidae. Bases 169 to 1269 code for a protein of 366 amino acids. The record is from RefSeq and is a predicted model, not a curated record.
AUAUUCUCGCGAGAUUUCCCCCGAAGCGGCGCACAGCUGCACUUGCGUGGUCUGGACCCGUGUGCGUGCUAAACUGACGCUAACGAAAGUCUAACUUUGCUAACUUCGAUGUAAUAUUUUUCCAAUAACUUUCUGUAACGUUGUUUGUACAGAGGAAUAUCCGCCACAAUGAGUAUACUCGCCAAAAUAGCGGAGAUCGAGAGUGAGAUGGCCAGGACCCAGAGGAACAAGGCCACAGCUCACCACUUGGGUCUGCUCAAAGCCCGUCUUGCCAAGCUUAGGAGGGAACUCAUCACGCCAAAAGGAGGCGCUGGUGGUGCAGCGGGAGAAGGUUUUGAUGUUGCUAAAACUGGUGAUGCUCGUAUCGGCUUUGUUGGUUUUCCUUCAGUGGGAAAGUCAACCUUGCUAAGUAACCUUGCAGGUGUAUACUCUGAGGUGGCCGCCUACGAGUUCACCACUCUUACCACGGUACCCGGAGUCAUUCGCUACAAAGGAGCCAAAAUUCAGCUCCUGGAUCUCCCUGGAAUCAUUGAGGGUGCCAAGGAUGGCAAGGGCAGAGGCAGACAGGUCAUUGCAGUGGCUCGAACUUGCAACCUAAUCUUGAUAGUGCUCGAUGUGUUGAAGCCUCUUGGUCAUAAGAAGCUAAUAGAACAUGAGCUGGAGGGCUUUGGCAUCCGACUUAACAAGCACCCACCCAACAUUGGCUUCAAGAGGAAGGACAAGGGAGGCAUCAACUUCACAGCUACAUGUGCACAAACCGAGCUAGAUGGUGAGACUGUUAAGAGUAUUCUGGCAGAGUACAAGAUCCACAAUGCCGACAUCACUCUGCGCAGUGACUCCACAGCUGAUGACCUCAUUGAUGUGGUGGAGGGAAAUCGGGUCUACAUCCCGUGCAUUUAUGUGCUCAACAAAAUCGAUCAGAUCUCCAUCGAGGAGCUUGACAUCAUCUACAAGGUGCCCCAUUGUGUACCCAUCUCAGCCCACCACCGCUGGAACUUUGAUGACCUGCUGGAGAGGAUGUGGGACUACCUGAAGCUUGUUCGCAUCUACACCAAACCCAAAGGCCAGCUUCCUGAUUACACUUCUCCUGUUGUACUCCCUGACGAACAUACUGCUGUCGAGGAUUUCUGCUUAAAGAUUCACAAAAGCCUCCUCAAAGAACUGAAGUAUGCUCUCGUAUGGGGAGCGUCCGUGAAACACAACCCUCAAAAGGUGGGCAAGGACCAUGUGAUGGAGGAUGAAGAUGUUAUCCAGCUGGUGAAAAAGUGAAUAGUGCUAGUGGACAGCAUGGCCCGUGUUCAGUACAAUUGCUCAAUAAAUCACCAAACGUAUCCAUAAGAGCAUCUGUGUCACGAGAUUCCCAGUUCUUUGCUGUAAUUUAAAAACAAGAUGACAUGAAUGUGUCUCAUUUUAAAGAACCAACAGUACUUGACACCAUGAAUAGUUCAUAUUGAAUAUUGGUUAAGGCUUGCAUUAAAAUAAAACAAUAAAAACAUGGAACU